UACCCAACCCCAGCCCCUCCCCCCCAUUACUCACACACAGACAUAUAUAUAUAUAUAUAUAUAUAAAGAAGCCCUGCAGGCAGGUAGGCAGGCUGUUUUCUUCCAAUUCCAAGAACCCAAAAUGGGUAUGCAGCAGAAAUCAGCAGGACUUGAACUCGAUUUCUUCCGCAAGGAGAAGCCUCCCAUUUUUGAUCGCAGAAGAAGCUUUCGUGAUAUACAGGGUGUUAUAUCGAAGAUGGAUCCUGAGUUGGUGAAGAGUGUGAUCGGUGGUGGGAAGAAGUCGUCAGUUUCUGUUCCUUCGACUCCCAAGCAAACUGAUCAGACGCCUGCAAUUUGUGAUCCUACGCUUAGGCUGAGCUGUGGGUAUGAGAAAAAUAGUGAUGAGACUGCUCCCAUGACCAUUUUCUACAAUGGAAUGGUUGCUGUUUUCGACGUGCCUCCACAUAAGGCACAGGACAUUCUGAGAGUGGCUGAGGAGGAAAUGGUCCCAAAGCUGCCUGACCACUCGGCUUCCAAUUCAUAUGACCAAGAAAAUCUCUUGGAAUCUUUUAAUGGAGAUUUACCCAUAACAAGGAGGAAGUCUUUGCAGAGGUUCUUGGAGAAGCGAAAGGAAAGUCGUGGAAGAGACGUCAGCUGAGUUCAGCAUAAUAUGCUGACUACGGCGUGCCCUCACUCACUCCUCACCUACAAAUUUAGCGCAAGAAAGCGCGUUUUAGACGUCAAUCUCUGCAUAAUUGUUUUCUUUGUUUAUACAGAAGUUUCCCAAGAUAGUAGAAUUCUUCUGUAGUUGGUAGGGCCGGCAUAAAGCACGUUUUUAGUUUUGAUUUUGGGUAAUGGUCGUCCUUCUGUCGUCGCACUUUCGGGUUAGUUUCCCGAGCUUUGCAGGCACAUUUUAGUCAUGUUGAUAUUGAGGAAUCUUUCUGAAUUUUUUAUAAUUAUUA
This is a messenger RNA of Sesamum indicum (sesame), 941 nucleotides long. Lineage: Eukaryota; Viridiplantae; Streptophyta; Magnoliopsida; Lamiales; Pedaliaceae. The record is from RefSeq and is a predicted model, not a curated record.